Messenger RNA from Gastrolobium bilobum, 2250 nucleotides. Its product is annotated as heat shock cognate 70 kDa protein 2-like. Gene Ontology annotation, cellular component: cytoplasm. The coding region runs from base 80 to 2026 and encodes 648 amino acids. Lineage: Eukaryota; Viridiplantae; Streptophyta; Magnoliopsida; Fabales; Fabaceae. The transcript has 2 exons. Gene Ontology annotation, molecular function: heat shock protein binding; ATP hydrolysis activity; ATP-dependent protein folding chaperone. Gene Ontology annotation, biological process: protein refolding; cellular response to unfolded protein. The record is from RefSeq and is a predicted model, not a curated record.
AUCCUCAAAACACAGCUGCGGUUGCAAACCUCUCAGAUCUCUCUUCUUUUUGACUCGCCCACACAACAAACACGACAACAUGGCCGGUAAAGGAGAGGGUCCAGCCAUCGGAAUCGAUCUCGGAACGACGUAUUCCUGCGUCGGUGUUUGGCAACAUGAUCGUGUUGAGAUCAUAGCUAAUGACCAGGGAAACAGAACGACGCCGUCUUACGUCGGAUUCACUGACACCGAGCGUCUCAUUGGUGAUGCCGCUAAGAACCAGGUCGCCAUGAACCCCAUUAACACCGUCUUUGAUGCCAAGAGGUUGAUUGGACGUAGAGUAAGUGAUGCCUCUGUUCAGAGUGACAUGAAAUUGUGGCCUUUUAAGGUUAUUGCUGGACCCGGGGAUAAGCCAAUGAUCCAGGUCAAUUACAAGGGUGAAGACAAGCAGUUUGCUGCAGAAGAAAUCUCUUCUAUGGUUCUUACUAAGAUGCGUGAAAUUGCUGAAGCUUAUCUUGGCUCUACAAUCAAGAAUGCUGUUGUUACAGUCCCUGCAUAUUUUAAUGAUUCUCAGCGUCAAGCUACCAAGGAUGCUGGUGUUAUUGCUGGUCUUAAUGUGAUGCGUAUUAUCAAUGAGCCUACUGCUGCGGCCAUUGCUUAUGGUCUUGACAAGAAGGCUACCAGUGUUGGCGAGAAGAAUGUGUUGAUUUUUGAUCUUGGUGGUGGAACUUUUGAUGUCUCUUUACUGACUAUUGAAGAGGGUAUCUUCGAGGUGAAAGCCACAGCUGGGGACACCCAUCUUGGAGGUGAGGAUUUUGAUAACAGGAUGGUCAACCAUUUUGUUCAGGAGUUCAAGAGAAAGAACAAGAAGGACAUUAGUGGCAACCCCAGAGCACUAAGGAGGUUGAGGACUGCUUGUGAGAGGGCUAAGAGGACUCUAUCAUCAACUGCCCAGACCACCAUUGAAAUCGAUUCUCUGUAUGAGGGAAUUGAUUUCUACUCCACCGUUACCCGUGCCAGAUUUGAGGAGCUCAACAUGGAUCUCUUUAGGAAGUGUAUGGAACCAGUUGAGAAGUGUUUAAGAGAUGCUAAAAUGGACAAGAUGUCUGUCCAUGAUGUUGUGCUUGUUGGUGGUUCCACUAGAAUUCCCAAGGUUCAACAACUUCUACAGGAUUUCUUUAAUGGGAAGGAGCUCUGCAAGAGCAUUAAUCCUGAUGAGGCUGUGGCAUAUGGUGCUGCUGUUCAAGCUGCUAUCUUGAGUGGUGAGGGUAAUGAGAAGGUUCAGGAUCUUCUCCUUCUUGAUGUUACCCCACUGUCUCUUGGUUUGGAGACUGCUGGUGGUGUGAUGACAGUCCUCAUCCCCAGGAACACUACAAUCCCAACAAAGAAAGAACAGGUUUUCUCAACCUAUUCUGACAACCAGCCUGGUGUGCUCAUCCAGGUUUACGAAGGCGAGAGAACAAGGACUAGGGAUAACAAUUUGCUGGGCAAAUUUGAACUCUCAGGCAUUCCUCCUGCACCCAGAGGUGUUCCUCAGAUUACAGUGUGCUUUGACAUUGAUGCCAAUGGUAUCUUGAAUGUCUCUGCCGAAGAUAAAACUACUGGUCAAAAGAAUAAGAUCACAAUUACCAAUGACAAGGGUAGAUUGUCAAAGGAAGAGAUUGAGAAGAUGGUUCAAGAGGCGGAGAAGUACAAGUCUGAAGAUGAAGAGCACAAGAAGAAGGUAGAGGCAAAGAAUGCACUGGAGAACUAUGCUUACAACAUGAGGAAUACUAUAAAGGAUGAGAAGAUUGGAGGAAAACUUGACCCAGCUGACAAGAAGAAGAUUGAAGAUGCCAUUGAGCAGGCCAUCCAGUGGCUAGACAACAAUCAACUUGGAGAGGCAGACGAGUUUGAAGACAAAAUGAAGGAAUUGGAGAGCAUCUGCAACCCUAUAAUCGCCAAGAUGUACCAAGGUGGUGCUGGUCCGGACGUUGAUGGUGCAAUGGAUGAUGAUGCUCCUGCUGGCGGAAGUGGUGCUGGCCCCAAGAUUGAGGAAGUGGACUAAAUUUAGUUGAUUUAGUCUUCUUUCGAAGUCAUCCAGUUUAUGCGUUUUACGUUUGAUUUUAGUUGCGAGUAUUUUGUUCGAUCAGAGACGAUAUUUGGCUGUAUUUUGUUUGAUCAGAGACAGUAUUUUGUUUAUGUUGUCUGUUUUUAUUUACAACGUGUCAUUUUUCCCUGGAUUUUAUUGGAUACAGGCUAUUAAAUUGUUAUUUUUACAGUUUUUCCUGA